Molecule: messenger RNA, 2501 nt
Organism: Paramisgurnus dabryanus
Lineage: Eukaryota; Metazoa; Chordata; Actinopteri; Cypriniformes; Cobitidae
Source: RefSeq, a predicted model, not a curated record
AAGAUAUCCAAGUUUUACUCUUGUACCAGACCAGUCAAUUUGAAUACUGAAGGAUUGUUUUCUUGAUAGACUGAAUUAAUGGCUGCUGAUACUAAAGCUUUAUCAACACAGGUUUCCCUGUAAUUUUCAUUGUUUUGGAAGUCUCAAGUGUUUGUUUAAGUGUCAGUCAUCAGUAGAUCAGUAUGGAGUUGAUUUCUCUUCCUCUAGUUCUCUUGCUGAUUUCAAACAUCCACUCUGAACAAACUGAAGAUGUAACACCAACUCUGACUGUGCAGCCACAGACGUCUGUGUUCAUUGGAGACUCAGUUACUCUGAUCUGUGAGGUUCAUCAGUCCACUGGAUGGGAGUUUAUCUUCAUAAACCCUUCAAACACUGAAACCACUGAAACUACAGGAACUAAAACAAUCAGAUCUGUGCAAGUCUCUGAUGGAGGAGAGUACACAUGCAUAGCCAGAAACAAAGAAAACCCUCAGGUUUAUACACAAUACAGUAAACCAAUAACAGUAACAGUAAGUGAUAUAACACCAACUCUGACUGUGCUGCCACAGACGUCUGUGUUCAUUGGAGACUCAGUUACUCUGAUCUCUUUACCCAGAGUUACAGUGAGAGUAACACCAGACAGAUCUGUGUUCACUGGAGAGACAGUCACUCUGAAGUGUGAGAUAGAGGAUCAGUACAGAUCAUUAAACUGGAGAUAUCUGUGGUAUAAAGACACAACUGAAGUGUUUAACUUUAAGAAUUACAUUGUAAACAGAGACUCUCUCACUAUCACUGGAGUUACUGAAUCUGAUCAGAAUAAGUACUGGUGUAGAGGAGAGAGAGAUGGACGACCCUCAUCCUCACAGGACAGUGAUCAUGUGACUCUCUCUGUUAAAGAUAAACCACAGACAGUUUUAAGUGUUUCUCCACAGCAGUGGUUGACUGAAGGAGAUUCAGUGACUCUGAUGUGUGAGGUUAUAAAUUCAUCUACAGGCUGGACAUUCAGCUGGUUCACUCUACAGAUGAAUAGAUAUGUUGAUUAUGAGCUGGUGUCAAACAGCAGUGGAGGAUCUAAAGGCAUCUACACAGUGAGUUCAGUGACUGUGAAGCACACAGGAGUUUAUAUGUGCAGAGCAGAGAGAGGAGAUCCAGUCUAUCACACAGACUACAGUAACACACAAACACUGUGGAUCACUGGUGUUUCUCCUUCAGUCUCUCUGAUCAUCAGACCCAACAGAUCUCAACACUUCUCAUCUGAAUCUCUCUCUCUGAGCUGUGAGGAUCACAGUAACUCUGCUGGAUGGACAGUGAGAAGAUACACAGACAAACUGAAACCUUGUUCAGACUGGAGAUCUACAGGAACAACAUCUACAUGUACAAUCAGAUCUCUCCACACAUCUGACACUGGAGUGUACUGGUGUCAGUCUGAAUCUGGAGAGAAACUUCAUCCUGUUAAUAUCUCAGUACAAAAUGUUGAUGUGAUUCUGGACAGUCCUGUUGAUCCUGUGACUGUAGGAGAUAAUCUGACUCUAUGCUGUUUAUAUCGAGAUAAAAAUCCCUCUAACCUGAGAGCCGAAUUUUAUAAAAAUGAAUCAGUGGUGCAGAAUCAGACUACAGGAGACAUGAUGAUCAUCUCUACAGUCUCAAAGUCACAUGAGGGUUUCUACUACUGUAAACACCCAGAGAGAGGAGAGUCUCCAAAGAGCUGGAUCUCAGUCAGAGAGAACACAAGUGAAGAUGACGAAACCAUGAACUCCAAACUGAAGAAGGGAGAAGAUCAAGAUGUGGCUUCUGUAUCUACUGAUGUGACUGAUGCUCAGAAAAAAUAAAAGACCAGAGGAGAAAAAUAAGAGAGAUGUGUCCAUAAAACAACCUGUGAUUAUUACAGUAUAACACUUAAGAUUUGAUUAUUAAUCAUAUCUUAAGCAUUUACAAAUCUUUCAAUGCCCAUACUUUAAAGUUUUGUGAUAGAGAAGAAGAUCAUCAAAGUUGAAUUACUGAGAGGGAAAUACAUGUACUAAUUCUUAUUAAUGGGCUACUUAAUGAUAUUUGGAAUUAAUCUUGUUUUGAAAUCAUAACAUGUCUUGGUGCUGAUGUGUCAAAAACAGUAUCCUGAUGUGAAAGAGGUGCUGAUUCCUCCAUAGGAGAUAUUUACAGUGAUUGAUAUCAAGAAAGACUGGUGUAAGACUCUGAUAUAUCUGGGGCUUACUUGACUUCUUAUUUCACAUGUCAAUCUUUUGGCUGACUACAGUUUGGGAAAACAUAAUAUUUGCACAUGUUUAAGAAUAAUCUGCAUGUAAGUACUUUUUAAUACUUUUAUAUUAUAAGCUGUUUUUGUAUAAUUAAAUAAAAUCGUCUGGCUGUGCUCUCACCACAGUUAAAGUUUAUAAUUAAUGCUUGCAUAGAGAGGUUUGAUGUUUUUGUGGCAUCUCAGCCUUGUUGUUCGAACAAUAAAGAUGUACUUUUUGACACCGGAAACCGUUGUCUGAGAUUUUUUACUGCAUAAAGAGAUUUAUUUUCCA